AUGUAUUCGUUGUCUUCAUUUACCAGAAUUCUUAGAAGUGUAGUAAAAUAUACUGAACCAGAGAGGAAUUUACCUAGCAGCAUUCGAAACUACUCCCCUAUAAAUACUGGUGAUGUUGAUGAUAUAAUUUACUACUGUUUACUAAUCAUGGAUGUGCCAUUCAUGCUGAGAUUCUUUGGUUUCUAUGAAAACCUCACUAUCCCGUCUGCCUCUCGUUUGAAUGAUAAAAAACUAUCCACCAUUGGUUUUCAGCUUCUAAUUUUUGCUGCCCUCGUGGCCGUGGCCCUCGCCCGUCCUGAUCAAGCCCCAUCAUAUGGUUAUGCCGCCCCUACACCUGCUCCAGCGCCUGCCAAGUACAAUUUCAACUACGCUGUGAAGGACGACUACUCUGGUAACGAUUUCGGCCACCAGGAAGCUCGCGAUGGUUAUGACACACAGGGUUCUUACUACGUGCAGCUUCCCGACGGUCGUCUACAGAAAGUCACCUACACUGUCAACGGCGACUCUGGAUACGUGGCUGACGUCAGCUACGAGGGGGAGGCUCAAUACCCUGCCGAACAACCUGCUUACAAGCCCGCCCCCUCAUAUGCCUAAGUUUAUUAUCUAAUCUAAUUGUAAUAUAACUUAUUGUUCUUA
This is a messenger RNA of Penaeus indicus, 636 nucleotides long. Its product is annotated as cuticle protein 18.6-like. NCBI's taxonomy places the organism in Eukaryota, Metazoa, Arthropoda, Malacostraca, Decapoda, Penaeidae. The record is from RefSeq and is a predicted model, not a curated record. The transcript has 4 exons. Gene Ontology annotation, cellular component: extracellular matrix. The coding region runs from base 1 to 594 and encodes 197 amino acids.